UACCCCUCCAGUUUCUUUUUUCUUUUUUUCUCGACUUUUCAACUCUCUCAUCAACAUACAAAAAAAAAGACCGCCAGGGCAGCGAAGAAAAAGACACUCGACAGCCUCGCAGUCGCAGUCACUGCAGCCCAUCUCUCGUCUCUACUCCGUGUCUGCUCGCAUAGAGGCCUGUCUCUCGUUCAGCCCUGCUGGUUGUUGACGCUGUUUGCCAGCACUCACCCCGCACUGCGAUAACUAAAAAUAAUAAGAUAGAAAAGCUGCAUAAGGCAGACAGGUCAAGAUGCUCGACAUCGCUGACCUCAUCCCCGAGCGAGGAGGAGACCCAAAGAAGGUCAAGGAGAGCCAGAGAAGACGGUUUGCCUCUGAAGAGCUCGUCGACGAAGUUGUGGCCUUGUAUGAGGAUGCUCGCCGGACACGAUAUGAGGCUACGCAGGUCGGAUCAAGGAUCAAUGCCGUACAAAAGGAGAUUGGCAUGAAGAAGAGGAAUAAAGAGGACGCAACAGACCUGCUGGCGGAAAAGGCAAAGCUAGAAGAAGAGAAGAAAGCGAUCGAGGACCGAGCAGUACAGUGCGAGCAGCUUCGGGACCGCCGACUGAAGACAAUCGGAAACUACGUCGACGACUCCGUCCCCGUCGACAAGAACGAGGACAACAACGCCGUCCUCCGCACCUGGGCACCGCCAGACGUCAAGGUCGAGAAGCGAGACUGUCUCUCCCACCAUGAAGUGCUCUACCGGCUUGAUGGCUACGACCCAGAGCGAGGAGUCAAGAUCGUAGGACAUAGAGGAUACUGUCUGACGGGCUAUGGACUGUUCCUCAAUCUUGCGCUCGUCAACUACGGACUUGAAUUCCUGUUUAACAAGGGAUAUAAGCCCAAUCAGCCACCGCAUUUCAUGUUGAGGAAUUACAUGGCCAAGACAGCGCAGUUGGAGCAGUUCGAUGAGGAACUAUACAAGGUUACUGAGAGCGAAGAUCCAAGCACAGAUAAGUAUUUGAUUGCUACGUCUGAGCAGCCCUUGUCUGCCUUGCACGACGGAGAGUGGAUUUUGGAAAAGGAGCUUCCUAUAAAAUAUGCUGGAUACAGCACCUGUUACCGAAAGGAGGCUGGCGCCCACGGUAAAGACGCCUGGGGUAUCUUCCGAGUUCAUCAGUUCGAGAAGAUUGAGCAAUUCCUGAUAACGAAGCCAGAGGAGUCAUGGAAGGCCUUUGACGAGAUGAUCGAUACAUCUGAAGAAUUCUACAAGUCGCUCAAGAUUCCCUACCAGGUCAUUGCCAUCGUCUCUGGUGCCUUGAACAACGCUGCGUCCAAGAAGCUGGACCUGGAGGCAUGGUUCCCCUUCCAGGGAGAGUACAAGGAACUCGUCUCCUGCUCGAACUGUACCGACUAUCAGACCCGCGAGCUGGACAUCCGGUUCGGCUCGAAGAAGCUUACCGACGUCAAGAAGAACUACUGCCAUGCUCUCAACGCCACGCUGUGUGCCACCGAGCGAGCCCUAUGCUGUAUCCUGGAGAACUACCAGCAGGAAGACGUAAGUUUCGCCUAUCCCCCCCCACCUUUCUACCUCUUUGUGUCGUUGUUCUGACAUGUCCUAGGGUAUCAUCGUGCCAGAGGUCCUGCGCAAGUACAUCCCCGGCAACCCAGAGUUCCUCCCGUAUGUCAGGGAGCUGCCCAAGGACACCACCUCGCAGAAGGUCAAGGCCAAGGGAGGAAAAGCCGAUGCGGCAAAGGCGGACCUGGCCAAGGGCGUCGAGAACAUGAAGGUCUAACCAAUGUAUUUCGCCAGACUACGUACUUAGUGCCAUGCUGGACAACGAACAAGUAACAAACAACUGCCAAAAAAAGUACCGAAAGUAUUGUUAGUCGCAGCCUGCAUGAACUAGCGGCUUGUUCC
This is a messenger RNA of Trichophyton rubrum CBS 118892, 1891 nucleotides long. Its product is annotated as serine-tRNA ligase. Gene Ontology annotation, biological process: seryl-tRNA aminoacylation. Gene Ontology annotation, molecular function: tRNA binding; ATP binding; serine-tRNA ligase activity. Lineage: Eukaryota; Fungi; Ascomycota; Eurotiomycetes; Onygenales; Arthrodermataceae. The transcript is spliced from 5 exons. Bases 281 to 1582 code for a protein of 433 amino acids. Gene Ontology annotation, cellular component: cytosol. The record is from RefSeq and is a predicted model, not a curated record.